ACCAGCCGACCCAUCGCUCAGAGCGAGCCAAACAAGACACCCACCAACCAGCCAAUUUUCAACUCCACGUCGCUCUCCGCAGCUAUGUCGUCAAAGUACCCCGUUGGCCCCACGGAAACAGAGCGGUGCAUCGAGUCGCUGCUGGCUGUUUUCCAGCGCUACGCCGGGAAGGAUGGAAAGCGCACUACCCUCUCCAAACCGGAGUUCCGCACCUUCAUGAACACAGAGUUGGCGUCUUUCUCAAAGAGCCAGAAGGACCCAGGCGUCGUCGACCGCAUGAUGAAGAAACUCGACAUGAAUUCUGACGGAGAACUGGACUUCGGCGAAUUCUUGAACCUCAUUGGAGGGCUGGCGCAAGCCUGCCACACCCAAGUCGUGAGCUCCCCCGUCAGUGUCUGCCCCCCAAGACCGUGACAGCGCCCCGAGGGGCUUCGCGAUCCAAGACCAACACCUUCCCAAACAUUCCAAAACCUAACGCUCAACUUAGGGGCAGAAACCGGCACACAAGGGCAGGUGGCCAUCUUGUGGUUGCUUCUUCUCAAUAAAAAUCCAUAUGCUGAUCCAAAAAGAA
Elgaria multicarinata webbii is the source of this 571-nucleotide messenger RNA. It is a transcript of the gene S100A11, whose product is annotated as S100 calcium binding protein A11. NCBI's taxonomy places the organism in Eukaryota, Metazoa, Chordata, Lepidosauria, Squamata, Anguidae. Gene Ontology annotation, biological process: regulation of cell population proliferation. Gene Ontology annotation, molecular function: S100 protein binding; calcium ion binding; calcium-dependent protein binding. The coding region runs from base 85 to 414 and encodes 109 amino acids. Gene Ontology annotation, cellular component: cytoplasm. The record is from RefSeq and is a predicted model, not a curated record. The transcript is spliced from 3 exons.